Molecule: messenger RNA, 1513 nt
Organism: Emiliania huxleyi CCMP1516
Lineage: Eukaryota; Haptophyta; Isochrysidales; Noelaerhabdaceae
Exons: 10
Coding region: 1-1221 (406 amino acids)
Source: RefSeq, a predicted model, not a curated record
AUGGCGGGUGAUGAACCGCCUCCCGUCGUCACGAACGCCAAGCGCGGGGCUGCGCUGGCGGCGGUCGUUCUCCUCUUCAUUGCCGGCGUCACUCUGGCUUUCCGCCCGGUGAUUCAAGACGGCGAUACAAUUGCCAUCCGGAGCGUCCACACGGGAAAGUACCUCGCGCUCGGUUCCGACGGCAAGCUGCGUGCUUCGGCUGCGACGUCUUCGCUUCCGGCGGCGCGUUUCCGGCUGGUCGCGCUGACAAAGACGACGGUCGCCACCUUCAGGAAGCGACCGGUCGCUCCGCUGAAGGAGCACGGCAAGCUCGGCUGCGACUGCACCGGCGAGACGGACGAGCACGGCUUUGGCCGCUACUGCCACAACUGGGAGAGCGAGUUCCACCGGCCGUGGUGCUACGUCAACGGGACGUCGUGCAAGCAGGGCCUCCGCUCCAAGCGGCACAGCAGCCGCCACCUGCAGGAGGAAGGCUACCUCGGCCCGGAAGGGUGGGAGCCGGCGGCGGGGUGCGCCUGCUCUGGCCGCGAGUCGGUCCACGGCCCGCGGGGAGCACUCACACUGCAGACCCACCCUCCACUCUUCCGCGUGCCUCGCUCUGAAAAACCAGGCUUCGGAGGCUUCUGCCGUGGCUGGGAGUUCGUGGGGCAGACGCCUUGGUGCUACACGAACAACGACUGCCCGGACGCCACCGGGCCGGAAGGCGCAAACAAGCACGGCUUCGGGUCGUACUGCAAGGGGUGGGAGCUCGAGGGCCAGACUCCGUGGUGCUACGCGGGCGGCAGCUUCGCGCACCGCUACAUCCAAUGCACCGAGGUCCAGAACACGCUCUCCAAGCUCCUCGGCCGCCGCCUGCAGAGCAACGGCCCCGCCGCCACCGCGAGGAGCAAGGUGGAGAGCAAGGGCGUGCCCAAGAAGCGGCCGGUCCGGCACGAGGCGUCGUGGGCGGCGGCGAAGAGCCUGCUCCUCCGCAAGGCAGACCGGCUCCCCCUCUACGCACUCCAGUCCACCGAGAACGGACGCUUCGUCGACGACAACGUCGGCCUCGAGUGGGCCGCGUGCACCGCGACCCCACCGAUCCUAAAGGCGCCAAGGGCGAUCGAGCCUUCGCUCGCGUCGGCGCACCACCGCAAGCUGCUCGUGCACCUGCCCUAUUCGGGCUCGGCGCUAUCCAUGCAAAAGGUUGCCGCGUUCGAGCUGGUGCGCCUCUCGCGCACGUGAGGUGCGUCGCGCUGCCAAGGGGUAGAGAGGAGAGGGGAGUGAGCCUCGCCGGAGUGUGCCAGCGCCUCUGAGCCUCAGACUGAAAACUGAGCAUGGCCGGUGCGACAUAGUUGCCAUCGCAAGGCCAUGCACUAUUCAGAAUGGGACGGCUGCCGAGGGUUGGACUUGGAGGGAGAGUGCGGCAGAAAGUGGGAGCUGGGAGGAGCGAGAUCGAAGAUCGUGAACAAGCAAAGUUGCGGUUCGGGUGUUGUGACUUGUGUGUUCCUUUUUAUAUGCUAUAUGCGGACAUCUU